AUGGAAACGGAGGCCGAUCACUUAAGUCUUCCACAAGAACCUGGCUCGCCAGCAAAGACGAAAGAAGUGAUUGAUGAAGUGACUGAUAUUCCAUCUCUCCCACAAGAACCUACCAGUGCAGAGCAGGUAAUGAAUACUCUGACACAAGAACCUGCGUUGGUAGACGAGACUGUGAUUGUAACAGCUUUAACUCCUGCUAUCCCAAAAGCACCGGCAUCUGUUCCCGAAGCUACACCGAGGCCACCAACAAGAGAUCAAUUACUUAGGGAGUCAAUUGAGAAUGACUACAACAGGGUGUUGCAAUGGAAAAAAUGGUGCACAGCCCCUCUGGAAACUUUCAUCGAGACCUUUGAAGCCAUGAAGGAUGAAGAGAAGUUUGCAUUAGAGUGGAUUGGCACGAAGGAUGUCUAUGAAGCACUGCGCCUUGAGACAAUAAGACGAGUGUUAUCUUACAAAAUGACCAAUCGCUCUCUUGGAAAGGAUAAGGCUCCGGCGGUCUGUAUCGAGCUUAACAAACCUCCCUCAGACCCAGCAUUUGUGGAAGAAAUGAAGAUAGUUCGCUAUGCCAUGUUAAUAUCCAAAGUCAAAACCAUCCUGGAGAAAGAACACCAAAAUGAUCCCAACUGUACUGUCAAUGGCUCGAAGGAUGAGCAUGGCCGAGAGAUUGACACGGCCAAAGAGGACGAAAAGAAUGAUGAAGACAAAAGUGAAAAAGCUGACGAAGAUGAAGACGAAAGUGACGAUGAUGAGGAUGCAGAUGAUGAGAAUGAUGAUCACGACGACGAUGAUGAUUCGGGAAAUGAUAACAACAGGGCUGACCCGGACUAUGACAGUGAAUCUCCUCUCUUGGUCGGUCCGGAUUACAAUGAAGUAGUUCCUGAAGGAUCUCCAUCUCAAGAAUCAUCCUCCAACAGUGAUGACAAAAGGGAAGCAUCACAUCAACCUGGAGACGUUUCAAAUGAUCAUCUUGAGGAUCUGUCUCGUGCUAUCGUCCCACAUGUUCAACCCAUGGACGAAACUCCAAUCAAACGAGAAGAAGCAAUUGCACGUGAGGGCAAAUUGGAAGCCUCACCAAUCUUUCUUAGCUCAACAAGUGGUGGCAAAAAGGAUGCACCACUUCAAGAAUAA
Molecule: messenger RNA, 1128 nt
Organism: Ipomoea nil (Japanese morning glory)
Lineage: Eukaryota; Viridiplantae; Streptophyta; Magnoliopsida; Solanales; Convolvulaceae
Product: FK506-binding protein 3-like
Exons: 1
Coding region: 1-1128 (375 amino acids)
Source: RefSeq, a predicted model, not a curated record